This is a messenger RNA of Budorcas taxicolor (takin), 4722 nucleotides long. It is a transcript of the gene ERICH3, whose product is annotated as glutamate rich 3. The record is from RefSeq and is a predicted model, not a curated record. NCBI's taxonomy places the organism in Eukaryota, Metazoa, Chordata, Mammalia, Artiodactyla, Bovidae. The transcript is spliced from 15 exons. Bases 1 to 4722 code for a protein of 1573 amino acids.
AUGGCAGACAUCCCAGGCUUCGAAGAUGGAAGAGCUGUAACAGAUACUGCUCACAUUCCAGAGGCCUGGAAGCAGACAAGUGGGACUAGAUUACUUGCUGCAUAUAAUAGUCUCACAGAUAAACACCUGGCUGGAUAUUUUAACAAUACAAGGAUAAGGCGGCAUCUCUUAAGAUCAGGGCUGAUCACAAGAAAUGGAAGAAUACUUUCUGAAAAGGAAUACAAACUAAACAUCAUGAAGAAGGAUCACCAAAAAUAUAUCCGGGAGUGCUUAGCCCAGGCUAUUUUCCAUAAGGUUCUUGAUAUGGAGCGUUACCAUCAGCUUGAAAUAAAAAAGAAACUGGAGACCUUAGCUAAGAAGGAGCAAAUUCAGAGAUUUAAGGGAGAGCACACGAGAUGGACUAUAGAAAAUAAUAUACCCCUCCUGUCUCCCCGCCCCCCCGUUGGCCCCAAGACUAACCGUGGCCAUAGUGUUCUGGUUGAUGAAGGGCAUUCCAGUCCAGUAACACCGACAGCCCCUCGACCAUAUACUGCUCCCGGAAAUAUGCAGCCUCCAAUUCGAUUACAGCCUCUUCCCAGUAAUCCUGCAGUACGAACUGUUCCAAAGAUAACUUUGGGAUCCAGAUCAAAAACCUCAUUGCUGGAAACUGAAACUCCAUUUCCCGUUGGGGGCAAGAAGGCAAUGAUGAAGUUCAGGAACUCCAUGGACAAUUCACAGGGAAUGAAUCGAUACCAAUUUCCAGGCAUUAACCAUUACAUUAUGCCUAUUCCUCCUCCACUUCCUCCCACCAGUGGAAAAAUCACAAGAGAAAAUAGACCUGAAACCUGGAGAAGGAGAAGAUUUCGUCCAACCACUGCUCCAAAUGGCUUAGAACCUGUCUUUACGAAGGAUUCAAGAAGGAUUCAUAAAACACCACUGCACAGUAAUGCAGCUGUUACAAUGAUUUAUUUGGGGAAAAAUGUGCACCUAGCUUAUGAUCACCCAGAUUUCCGGGAUGAAAUAAAAGUUUAUCAACAGCACUGUGGUGGAGAAAACCUGUGUGUCUACACAGGCAAGCUACUUGAAAAAGAGACCUUUCAGUUUAUUUCCAAAAGGCACCAAGGUUUCCCCUUCAGCCUCACCUUUUUCCUGAAUGGGAUACAAGUGAACAGGUUAAGCUCCUGCUGUGAAUACAAGCAUCGAAAAGGUUCCAGACUUGGAGGCAAACGAGGCUACUUCGGGUUUGUGUGUGUCGAGAGAUCGUCUCCUUGUUACAAGUGCAUUAUUGCAAUGGGCCUUGACAAAAAAUCAACUUCUCCAAAACCCAGGAAAGAAAAGAACACUGAGAAAAAAGAGGGACAGAAGAAAGGUGAGGGGAAACUGAGGAAGGAUAGAGAGUACAUGAUACCAAGAAGGAGAGAUAUGGAGGGGAGCAAAGCCUCAGCUUCAGUCAUUGCUUCAGCUCAAGAACUACGUGCAGGGCUCAGUGAAGUGAGAACUGCUGUGGAAGAAAUGGAAUGUAAAGAAAAACCAGGGCAAGGUGUCUGGGAAGAUGACCAAGAAAACAUAUUUAAAUACGAAUAUGAAGAAGAUUUUGAAGCAGACGAGGAGAAACAAGAUGGGAAAGCUAAUGAAGAAGGACAGGCUGAUGAUCAAAUGAAUGAAAUGUCAAAGUCACCCUCAGAUGAUGAAAAAGAUCAUUUAGACCCUGAAAGGGAAAGUGAAACCUCUUUGUGGAAGGCACCAGAUGCUGAUGACAAUGUGAAAGAUGAGGGUGAUGGAUGCUCGGAGAGUGAAUUGGAAGAUGAUAAACAAGAUGGAAAAACUGCUUCGUCAACCUCAUCCAGAAGUCACCCAUAUUCUAGUUCUAGUGAAGAUGAAUCUGCACUGGGGGACCAGGAGACCCAUGCUGAAAACAGUCCAAGCGAAAGUGUCACAAGUCCAUCUUCUCAAGAGUUGAGUGAAAAUGAUAAGCCAGGAAAAACCUACCUUCCAACUGAAGAUUCUCCAGAAAUUGAAGAACAAGAAAUAAUAAAAACAGAUGUGGAGACCAAGCCUCUGCUGAUGGAGGAAAAUUUGGAGAAUGUUCUUGAACAAGAAGCAGAGAAAGGAACUGGAGUGAUUGCAAAAAGCUUAUUUGAGAAGUCCAGGGAACAUGUUUCCAAGGAAGAAAAAGAAAAGAGUAGGAGUAAGCUUUGGGAAGAAAGCACUGCUAAGGUGAAGGACAAAAAGGCAGGUCCCCAUAGGGUGGAUGAAGGUGUUGAACAGGUAGCAGCUGAAGCUGCGGACUCUAGCCUCUAUGGCCACUACGACUACAAGUCUGGUGUUAGCAGCACAGACGAAGGAGAGAAGCUCUCAAGGAAGCUGGAGACUGACACAGGUGCAGCACUGGAUAGGAAUCUAGUGGUGGAGGAAAGGACUGCACUGAGCUCAAACAAGAAGUCCAAGCAAGUUGCAUCAGAAGAGCAUACCCUGGAGAUGAAAGAAGCAGCAGAAGAAGGUGGAGGUCCUCAACACAGGGAUGCUGACACAGAAGGAAAAGGGGAUACAGCACUGCGGGGGAAAGCCGGGGUUAAUGAGGUUCCCUCGGGGCAGGGGAAGCCAAAAGUACAACAGCUGGCAUUAGUAGGACAGUUUACAGAGGAAAGAGAGCUCUCUCAGGGCAUGGCAGUUGAGGCAGAGGCAGAAGCAGAAGGGGAUAGAAGGCAGGAUAAAGAAGGGUUAGGUGCCAGAGAAGGAGAAGUAGCAGAAGACUCUGGAGGUCUGAAUGAAGGUGAGGCUGCUGAGGAACAGGCCUUGAUGCAAACAGUGCUGGAGACGGAGGAGGCAGCUUCUGAAGGUGGGCAGGCUUCAGAGAGGGCAGUGCUGGCAAGCCAGGCAGCAGCUCUGUACUCAAGGUGUGCUCAGGAGACAGCAGCCCUAAGACAGGCAGUGAGGCCAGAGAAGGGAAAUUCUGACAGCGUGACUGUGAGUGUGGUUGGGUCUGCAAAGCUGGGCGUGCAGGACAGUGAAGAGGAAGCAUGCACAGACCUAGAGGACAGGGAAUCCACGGAAGACGCUACAUCUGACAGAGAGGAGGGUUUAGAAGAGGCAAUGCUGGGGCGAGACGAGCCGACCAAAGAGAGAGAGGCAGUCGCGGGGAUGGAGACACCUUUGAGCUCCUCCAUUUCUGAGAAGGUUGAGGCUACUCAGAUGGGGAGUUCAGUGGACAGCCUGGAAGGACUUCGUAAGGAUCAGGUGGAAAAGGAGGGCAUGGUGAUGGAGUCAGAGUCUAAUAAAGAUGAUGACAGGAAAGAAAUGUUACCUGAGGAAUUAGACUCAGAAAAGAGAGAGAGGAGCAAAGCUGAGAGGUCAAAAACACCUCUGGGGGAAACUGAAUCUGAGAGAGAAAAGGUGACGAGGGCAGAGGUGCUUCAGGAUGAAGACGCUUUAGAAGAGGAACAAAAUCUUAAAGGGAAAAGGGGGGAACCUGUGCAGGAAGAAAGACCAGAGGAAGAGACACAAGCCUCCCCAAAUGAAAUGGAGUGUGAUGCCGAGGAUGAAGCAGCCACGGGGGCAUCUGCAGUGACUGAAGACACAGGGCAACGAGGAGAGGACUCACUGAGAGACAAGGAGGUUGACAUGUUUGAAGCGGCCCCUGGAUUUGAAAAUUCCCUAGAAAACAUAACGGUUUGGGGGAAAGGGGAAGGAGGGGAAAGACUGAGAGGUGCCGGAAUCACAGAGCACAGAGGCUCAGCAGAGCUGCUCUUUACUGAGAAUGUGGCCCACGAAGAGCAGGAAGAGGAGUCCACCCCUGCAGGGGAGGGGGUGUCAGGAGCUUCCGAAACCAAGUCCACAGAGAGGGUGCAGACUCCUAGGGAUGCAGGUGAGGCCCAGGGGUCUGCAACCAAAGAUCAAGACAUGGUCGCCAGCCAGGAAGGGAGGAAUAAAGAUGGGCCUUUACAGGGGCCAGAGGGAGUAGCCAUCACAGCCUUGACCCAAGAUGUUCCCGAGGGAGAUUCCAUGAUGGCAGGAAAAGUCAGUGACAUGAUGGAUGAGGACGCAGAGGAGGAGGGGGAUAAAGAGUGCACACUGGGGACAGGAGUGCCGAAGAAUGGGGACCCUAAGGGGGACAGGAGCGUGCAUGGUGUGGUUAUGACUGUGGAAGACCCCCAUCAAGGAGGAGGAGCCUCAGAAGAAGCUUCAGAGAGGGAGGACGAUUCUGCUGAGAGGGAAAUAGAAGCAAAUAAAGUCUCCUCCUUUUCAGAUGUUGCUGGGGAGGAAGCUUGGCACACAGUGUAUGAGAUUCCAGGAGAAACAGCAGCUGCAGAGAGGGUGGCUAUAGAGGCGAUAGUGCCGAGCAGGGAGGAUGUGCCAGUGGCCAAGGAGAUGACUGCAAUUUCGGCACUGGAAGCUGAGGUUGAGGCUCCAGAGGAACCUUCUAACCUGGAAGGGAAGGUUCCAAAGCCAGAGGCAGCUGGGGAGGCAGAGAAGGCUGAAACCACACUGGAGGCUGAGUCUGAGUUGGUGGGAGAGGAGGCAGGGAUGGGGAGUCCUGAUGGGGAGCAGGAGUCAGGGGAAGCUGGAGAAUUUAGACUGGAAUUAUCCCAAGAGAACAGGUCAGAGGCCAGGAGAGAGAGUCCACAGGACACAGAAACACUCCCUGAAAAGCCCAACUGCAGGGAAAUCCAAGAGAAGCAAGAGCUUUCAGUGCAAGGAGGAAGUGAGGACCUGGAUAUUUCCUUGAGUCCGGGGAAGGCCUAA